AUGUCUUCGCCAUCAAAAACGUUGCAAAAAAUUCAGAAGACCAAGUCAAGGAAACUGCGUCAAUACAACUGCACAUAUUUGAAAUAUGGUUUUACAACAGCUCCACACGAUGCUUCUCGACCAAUGUGCAUUGUGUGUGGUUCUAUCUUUUCUAAUGAGGCAAUGAAACCGAGUCGACUUCAGGACCAUCUCCACGGAAUGCAUCCAAAUAAAAUUAGCAGUGACUUUAAAAAGCUUCGGGAUGAAAAGGCAAAGCAAACCACCAUUCGAUCUCAUUUCAGACAGCCAGAUGAUCGACAGCAAUGUGGCUUAAUUGCGUCAUUUAAUAUAUCUAAACUAAUUGCAAAGACGGCAAAGCCACACACUAUAGGUGAAGAUCUAGUGUUGCCAGCUGCAAAAGAAAUCAUUGAAACAGUUAUGAAACAGAAUUCUUCUUCGGUUUUGCGUGCUGUUCCUUUGAGUAAUAAUACAGUUCAACGACGUAUUGAUGAAAUGAGCUCCGAUGUGUUAAAACAGCUAGUAGAAAUCCUCUCCGUAACCAAACAUUCACUGCAAAUAGACGAAUCCACCUUGAGUAAUAACGAGUCACUACUGUUGGGCUAUGUGCGAUUUAUACAUAAUCUGCAGGCCCAAGAAGAAAUGCUUUUUGCCAUCGAUCUCCCUGCUGAUACUCGAGCAAUGACUGUCUUUACUGCAGUGGAGAGAUUUUACAACGAUAAGAAGAUACCACUGCAAAAUAUAUUGCAAUGUGCAACCGAUGGCGCUGCUGCAAUGGUUGGCAAACAUAGGGGCUUCAUUGCGCUUAUGAGAAGAAAAAUACCUGGACUGAUUGCCACUCACUGCGUCAUCCAUCGGCAGCAUUUGGUCGCUCGUAAUCUUAGUGCAGAACUGCACGACUCUUUGCAUAUUGCGAUAAAAUGUAUAAACAAAAUUAAGGCUAAUUCACUUAAUGAUAGGCUUUUCCGUGCCCUUUGUCACGACAACGAAGAAGAUUUUGAAUGUCUUUUAUUACAUACCGCAGUACGAUGGCUUUCUAAAGGUGCAUGUAUGACUCGAUUUUACUCCCUCUACGAUUCAGUGGUCGAAUUUCUUUCCGGUGUCGAUUUUCAAUUGGCCGAAUCCUUGAUACCAUUAAAAAAUGAUAUCGCAUACUUGGCGGACAUUUUCAGUUUCAUGAAUGAAGUAAACAAAAAACUUCAGGGUGAAAUGAUAACACUUAUCAGAUGCAAAAGUGUUCUAACGUCAUUCAUAUCAAAGCUUUCAUUAUACAAGGACAAUAUGGGGCGGAAUACUUUGUCACAAUUUCCAAAUCUAUGCGAGAAUAAUGUAACAGAAAAUGAACGACUCAAAUACUGUGCUCAUUUACAAAACCUAGUGGAGGAUAUGAACAUUCGCUUUGAAGACCUCAUCAGUCUAACGGUGCCGCGCUGGAUAGUACAACCAUUUUCUGCCGAACCGGCUGAUCUGAAAGUCGAACUUCAAGAUCAAUUCAUCGACUUACUACAUGAUGAGAAAUCGAAGAUGGAUUUUACCGAUGAUCGAUAUGAUGUCUUUUGGUGCAGGUCAUCGAGCAAGUACCCGACAAUUUUUGAGGAGGUAGAACCCUGGAUUCUUUCGUUUCCUACGUCUUAUAUGGUGGAAAAGGGGUUUUCAGCCGUGACACUAUUGCUGUCAAAACAACGGAAUCACUAA
Molecule: messenger RNA, 1692 nt
Organism: Styela clava
Lineage: Eukaryota; Metazoa; Chordata; Ascidiacea; Stolidobranchia; Styelidae
Source: RefSeq, a predicted model, not a curated record